GGUGAUUGACGGGACGGGAAAACAGGGAGAAGUCAGCAGGGGUAGGGCCGCUGUGGAGAGAGUAUCGGACCGUACGGGCGCCACCGGACCAUUGCUGGGAUAGCCUCGGCACAGGAAGGGACUUCCACCGAAGGGCGGCCGCGAUGUCGUCGCUGAGCAGCCUAGACACCAGCUCUUCCGUGUACCCUCCGGCACAACUGUUGAACUGGGUCUACCUGAGCCUGCAGGAGCAACAACAACAACAGCAACAACAACAGGGCCAGGACGCUCCUCAGUUAAUCGGACACGGUGGACACCAUGGCCCCAACAACCAGCAAUUCAACAAGUUGAACUUGGCCCCUGGCGGUCCCAGCGGGAAUUACAACAUGAACCUGGGGCUGACGUCUGCGCCCGGAGGGAUGAACAACGAGCGGCAGCAAAUGUUCAACGGCAUGAACGGCGCUCCUGCGCACGCGCAGAUGACGCAGAUGAACAACAUCAACAACAGCCUGGCGAACGGGAUCGUGACGGGGCUGGCCAACAUGGCGGGCGGGACGCCGAGCGGCACCAUGGGGGGAGGCGGAGGCGGCAACUACACCGGCGGCGGCGGCGGGAACGUCGGGAACGGGGGGAGUCCGUACGGUUCUCUGGGAGACAUCGCUGCCCUGGCCGACCACUUCUCGGACCUGUCCAUCAACACGCUGGCCAUGGAGCGCAAGCCGACCAAGCGCCCGCCGCCCUCCUACCUGUGCCACCUCUGCUUUCAGAAGGGCCACUACAUCAAGGACUGCCCCCAGGUAGGAUCACAAGCCCGUCCGAAGGGAGAGGGACUGACGCCCUACCAGGGGAAGAAGCGGUGUUUCGGCGAGUACAAGUGUCCCAAGUGCAAGCGCAAGUGGAUGAGUGGGAAUAGUUGGGCCAACAUGGGCCAGGAGUGCAUCAAGUGCCGCAUCAACGUGUACCCACACAAACAGAGCCCCCUGGCGAAAACUGAUGGUAUUUCCACAUUUCGUCUCUCUCUGCAGCGCCCUCUGGAGAAGCCAGAUGGCCUUGAUGUGUCCGACCAGAGCAAGGAACACCCGCAGCACCUCUGUGAGAAAUGCAAGGCUUUGGGUUACUAUUGCCGCCGUGUUCAGUAAGCCUGUUUACUGUCGAUAGGCACUGAAAGAGUAUUCACGGCAAAAGGCAGUGUUCUCAAACGCCAAAAAUUGAAAAAAUCAGUACAGUGUACUUGGUUUAAAACAUGACAUGAACUUCUAACGCUAACAAUGGAAGUGGUUUUCUUUUAAGCGACUGUCGUGAGGCGUGUGUCCGAUUUUAAUCGCUACUUGGCUGAAGUAACUAAUAUAAUGAUACUUCCAGCGUGCCUUCGAAAUUAGCAAUACCACAACGUGCCCUUUCACAGAACAUAACUUACUUCAAGCCGUCUGUGCCUUCCAGAACGUCUGUGGCAGACAAUUCGUCAGUUGUAUACCCAAAAAGUACCCAAUAGCUUGCUUUCUGCUGUUUGCUAUUUUCAAAUCAUGGAAAGUCUGCUGUACAACUGUGGAAAACUAAUGCUGAUGCAUGGUUCAGAACUGACUUUGCUACAUUGUACGGUCUUCUGGUCAAUGUUUCUCGCCCCAUUCUACCGAUAGCUAAACUACAACAAUGCUUUUCAUAUACCAUCUGUAAUAGCAUGUUUUACUAUUUAGAAAUGACUAACUUAACUUUAGACACAGUUUUACAUUGUCUGUUAUACUUCAAGCGUUUGUCGAUGGACCUGAGUACUAGUAUGUACUUACUGCCGAUGGCACAACAGGCCAGUACAAUCAAAUGUCAUUGUAACAUCCAGGAAAAGUAUUAUUAUAAGUAUCACCAAAGUUUUUUUUGCAUAUCAAGUCCACAUUUUGCCUCAUAAGAACGGUAACAGUGUACCAAAUAAUUUGACUUUCAUGGAAUAUUCGCUGCUUAAACAAUGUUUUAUUUCGAGACCAGAGUUUUGAUCUAAAACACAUGUAUUUGCACAGGCUCACCGAAAAUAUUAAGUUUGAUAUUACAGACGUCAUAGUUGACCAUACUGUAUUUUAUUGACGUCCAGUUGUAGGACUAAAUUUGUAUUAUAUUGUGGCUUGCAUUUCUCAUAUGUGCUGCCUGUGGAGAUUUGAAUUGAGAAAAGAUGAAUUUGAGAAGGUAGUAAUGCACUGAUGAACUGACAAUCACUGAGACUUGAGAUUUUAAGUGCCUAAGAUGAUCUUAAGAAGAAUGUUUUGUGUAGAGUAGAGAGUUAAAGUUUUACCAUGCUGUGCCCUUACUGUAACCGUCCAAUUCUUGCCUUAUUAACAAUCAUGACUAUAGGAAAUUUGUUUUUUAGAGUCUCGUAAAGUAUCGCGAGACCGCUCGAGACUGUGGAAAAUCUUGCCAUGUAUCAUACAUUUAUUGUCUGUAAAGUGAAAGAUCGGAGAUAUUUUAGUCCAAGUAAAUGGGAGUUAUACAUUAUCACUGUGAUGUUAUACUACAAGCAACCCAGAGUUAUACUAUUAUCACUGUUGUAUCAUUUUUAUCCCUAGAGGAGAAUGAGGUAAAGGUUUGUACUAUAUUCCUUUUGGUUCUAUCUAUAUCUGUACGCACGGUUGUAUACUAUACUUCUUACAGAACGCACUAUGGAGACUGGCCAUAUUUGGAUGUUAUAGCCAUAUACGUCUUCUUUGUCCAUAUAUGGAAGUUUUGUCUGGGCUAUGCCGAGUUCUGAGUUUAUAUAUCUCUGCUCACAGUUUAUUGUGUUGGAGAACUAGAGUAUAUCUUGUGACGCGAUUGGCUGGAUUGCUGUGUGAAGUUUGAUGUCAUGAAGACUAGGUAGCUAGAGAAAGUGUUGGAAUUGGCCGAAAGUUGACUACUAGCAUGUAAAUAUUAGCUCGUUCAUAGAUGAUACGUUUUUGCUGUACCGAAGUCUGUUUUUUAGAGAAUAUACUGUUGAAUUGAGGUAUGUUUUUAUCUGAAGAAAAUGUCAGAAAAUUGUUUAACAUUCCAGCUGUUUUGUUUGGGGAUAUGUUGUAGGCUGGUUUGUGAGAAGUUAUAAUUUUGGAGUUAUCGCCUCCUAGGCUAUAUUUGGAGUAUAACGCCCCCAAGGCUGGAGUGAUAUAUAAAUAUUGGAUGACAUAUAAGGAGUGCACAUAUUUGUACGGGAUGUUAUGUUAAGCCAGAUACUAUAUAUAUUUGCACCGGUCUGCCAUUUUAAUUUUUUUUCUGUGCUGGUAUCACUUCUUGUCUGGUAAUGACGUCAUUGAGUACGUCAUAAUAGAAAUAUGGCUUGAUAUAGUAAGAUCCUGCUUUGUUGUCUAGUACAUUGUCGUGUGCUUAGAUCUAAUGCCUUAUUAAAGGACGUUAACACAAU
Molecule: messenger RNA, 3352 nt
Organism: Branchiostoma belcheri (Belcher's lancelet)
Lineage: Eukaryota; Metazoa; Chordata; Leptocardii; Amphioxiformes; Branchiostomatidae
Product: zinc finger CCHC domain-containing protein 24-like
Exons: 4
Coding region: 144-1118 (324 amino acids)
Molecular function (GO): zinc ion binding; nucleic acid binding
Source: RefSeq, a predicted model, not a curated record